Amyelois transitella is the source of this 970-nucleotide messenger RNA. Its product is annotated as BRISC and BRCA1-A complex member 1-like. Gene Ontology annotation, biological process: mitotic G2 DNA damage checkpoint signaling; protein K63-linked deubiquitination; double-strand break repair. The record is from RefSeq and is a predicted model, not a curated record. The transcript has 2 exons. NCBI's taxonomy places the organism in Eukaryota, Metazoa, Arthropoda, Insecta, Lepidoptera, Pyralidae. Gene Ontology annotation, cellular component: nuclear body; BRISC complex; BRCA1-A complex. Bases 107 to 949 code for a protein of 280 amino acids.
UUCUUUAGACAUUUUAAAUCUGUGGGUCACAUCAAGUAAUUUGGUUGGUAGGUAAAAGAAACUGAGCGAAAGAAUCUAGAUUAAAUAAAUUUUACCAAGAAUUCAGAUGAAUUCUUCGAGCAUUUCAACAAAUAAACAGCAUUGUGAUUCAGAUUCUAAUGUCGAAACGUCGAUGCAGGAUAAUUCGAAUGAUGAGUUUACAGAUUUACAUCACCAAAUAAUGGCAAACUUCACAAAGCCAAAUACUCCAAAUGUGAAUGUGCCUGAAAAAAUCAUAAUUUGUUUAGAUAUUUGCUGUGAUAAUGACUUACUGUUUCAAUUGGCUGAUGGGACCACAUUUACUCCUAUAAAUAUGAUGAAACGUGCUCUGGAUUUCUUUAUACAUUCAAAGUUAUCUAUUAACAAAAAAACACAAUUUGCUGUAAUGUUUCUGAAAGGAGAAGCCAUUUGGGCAUUGGAUUUCACUUCAAAUGUAAAAAAUAUCUUUAAUGCACUUGACUUUAUCACCAACGAAGAAAACAGUGCAGAAUGUUUUGAUUUCAAAGGAGUGUUCCAAAUUUUAAAAGAGAAAGUGGAAAUUCCUGAAUAUAUUCAAGGUGAAUCUAGUACUGUGGCCCCACCAUAUGUAGUACGCUUGCUAUUACUUUAUGGCAGAUCUAAUUGUGUGCCAUUUAUUGAUCAAGAUGACCCUUAUUUCAACUUCCUCAAGAAGCAACCAUAUUUCAUUGUAGACAUAUUGUAUGCCCAUGACAAUGAUUGUGCUUCUAAGAAAUGUGUAGAGAUAUUUGAUUCCCUUCAAAAUUUAGACAAUGGGUAUUCUUAUGUGUAUGAAGUGUCAAGAAAUGCCACAAAGAUUCAUGACUGUACUGCAAAAUUGUUAGCUCACCCAUUGCAGAGAGUGCUACAGAAGAACACAAAUUAUACUUUUGGCCUUAGAAUCCCCAAAUAAACUAAUAAAACUAUAUUUUCA